This is a messenger RNA of Penicillium psychrosexuale, 1293 nucleotides long. RefSeq names its product fungal specific transcription factor domain-containing protein. The record is from RefSeq and is a predicted model, not a curated record. Lineage: Eukaryota; Fungi; Ascomycota; Eurotiomycetes; Eurotiales; Aspergillaceae. The transcript is spliced from 4 exons. The coding region runs from base 1 to 1293 and encodes 430 amino acids.
AUGAACCUGAUUCAAUUUGGAAAUAAAUGCGCAAUCUUUUGCGAGGCAUUGGAGGUUCUCAAUGACGUUCAUAUUCUCUUUCUGUAUCAGACGUUCCAGGUGCAGUCUGUUUUUUAUGGUGACCAAAGUACGCUACAAACUCUUAAUCUCCUUUCGCGUGUGACUCAAAGUGACAGAUGGGCAGGUCUUAAAACGUGGCGCCGGCUCAACGACGCAGCCUGUGCUCUACUUGCCGCUGGACUCCACGAGAGCAUCCAAGAAGCGCGCGAUGUUCCCUUCUUUCUGGUUGAACUAAGAAAACGUAUUUUUUCCCGCUUAUACAGUAUCGAUAUCAGCCUAGCGACAUUUCUCGGGCGACCACCGCGCAUGAGCAAGAAAUUUUGCUGUAUCAACUUGCCCCUUGAUAUUGACGAGAAGUGUUAUUCCCUGUCGGAGACUGCUCUCAGUAGAGAGCUGGAAGAUAUUGAUCACGCCGGCUGGAAUUCGCAGGGUCACAUCCGACCGAGCGCUGUUAUGCGAUGGUCAACGAUUACGGCAAUGAUUCGAGAAGAGACGUUGGAAUUGCUUCUGGGCAGGAAUAUAUAUGAUAUGCAACGGCGAAUAAUUGACUUGCACCAUGAACUCAACAAGGCAUGGGAGAACCUACCGUCCUUUCUGAGGGUGCCAUCUCACGAACUCUGGGAUAUCCAAAGACCGCGCAUGGAAAUGGAGUGCUUACAUAUGACCCGGAUUUUAUAUCUACAGUCUUCAUUUUUGAUCGAAUGGGCUGCAUGGCGACAUGGACUCGAACACUCAAGUUUAUUUCGCUCCGCAAUGGAACUAAUUUCCUCGGUUAACGAUGCCUUGGUCCGACGGGAACAGCUACCGAACCUUGGCUUUAUAUCUCUAGCCUGGAGAGUGGCAUCGUGCGCUCUCCCUGCCGCCGGGGCCCUUGCACUAUAUCUUCUACAGCCAUCGUCUCGAUGUCGGUUCAAGGAACUAGACCCGUCGUCUCGACGACGGGUAAUCGAGAAUCUGUCCGUUCUGAUUGUGCACAUGGAUAUUUUGCAUAGCCCCAGUGACGGUAAUUUCAAACUGUUUUCCCAGGCCAAGCGCUCUCUCCAGUCUGUUGUGGAUAUGCUAUUACAACCGCUAAAUCCACUUGGAAUGGAAACAUCGCCUACACAGCUCAAUGCCGAGAUGCCCUCCGCUGACUGGAUGGUGCCUGAUUAUUGCGCAUUCGAUGGUGAUUUCUGGGCGAAUUUCCCCGAUUGCCUCUAUACAGAGGAGAAUAGCGAUAAUGCACUUGUAUGA